UGUCGGCCGGGGUACAUCGGGCCUCUGUGCCAAAGCCUGGACCCCUGUCACCGGUCGCCAUGUCUCAACGGAGCCGCCUGCAAGAGCCAGGUGGCCAACGGAAUCCCACAAUUCACCUGUGUGUGCCAGAGAGGGUUCAGAGGUACAUCUGUCUGUCUGUCCAUGUGGAUUAGUGUUUACUUAGAGAGUGGUGUGGGAAAGAGCUGAUCUGUGCAUAUUUAUGUACAGUAUGCAAGUACAAUGACGAGAGGCAGUUGAAGGCUCAUGCAUGCUUAUAACAAGUUAUAAAGCAUAUAUUAGGUUUAGGUGUUACCUAAAAUGUUCAUAAUGAGACAUUGCACCCCUUAUAUAUCUACAGGUCAAGACUGCUCCCUCAUAGACGCCUGUGCCACCAGCCCCUGUGCCAAUGGUGCCCGCUGUGCCAAUUGGAAUAACCACUACAACUGUUCCUGCCCGCCCGGGUUCCAGGGGAAGAACUGCCGCAACGAUAUCGAUGAGUGCCGCAAGCCUGGCGUCUGUCUCAACGCAGGCCUCUGCAUGAACACCCAUGGUUCCUUCCGCUGCCAGUGCCCACCUGGGUACAGCGGGCGCACCUGCGAGGUGUCCUCCCUGCCCUGCGCCCCCUCCCAGUGCAUCAACGGGGGCACCUGCCGCCCGACCGGAGAUCACACCUACGACUGUGCCUGCCUGCCAGGUAAACUGAUUGGCUCAUAAACUGACCCCCACACACAAACACACACACACAGUGCCUCAACACAGACCCCAGAGCCCCACCAGUCACCGUGAACCCCAGGUCUUUCCCAGGGUUUCCCAGGCAGGCUGUGUGACGUAGCUGCCAGUGCUGCAUCCUGGUGGGAUGUGGGAUCUACUCCCCUGUCUUUCCCAUUUUCCCAGGUCAUGCCUCUCUCUCUCUCUCGCUCUCUCUCUCUCUCUCUGGCUGCUAUUAAUAGCUUGUUGACGGGACGGGGGACUAACAGGGGUGGGAGAGGAGAGUGGGCCGCUGCUCUACUCCAAACUGCUUCCUUCAGGAGGAAUUUACUUCAUGGCCCUUCUGGCUUCCCUCCUGGGAGCUGACAGGAAAUGUCUCUGGGCCGGAGAGGAAGUCAUUGAAACUGUGAGAGAUUAUAAAACAAGCAAACAUGGCAGAGAGUAGUGGACCUCUGGAGCGCAGCACAGCGCUGUGUGUCAGCCCGGUGGUGUCAGGGCCCUCCCUGGUGCUCUGCUGCUGCCUACUGUGGGAAACACCACGCCAUGAGAACAUGUAAACACUUAGACGCCCACUGAACAUUUUUACUGCCCCUCUCAGCCCUUUACCUCCACAGCUGUGGGAAGUGAGGGGAAUGUUUAGGAAGACUAUAUGGAUGGAAGUGGGGGGCAAUGGAUGUGUUAGUGAGCACUUAACUCUAAUGGGAGUGCCUGUUAUCCCUGAGAUUUAGCCUCUUGGCUCACCUCUCUCUCUCUCUCUCUUUCCCUCCUCUCUGUUCUCUCUCUCUCACUCUCUCUCUCUACAGGGUUCGAGGGACACAACUGUGAGACGAACGUGGACGACUGCCCAGGGCAUAAGUGUAUGAAUGGAGGCCUGUGUGUGGAUGGAGUCAACACCUAUAAUUGCCAGUGCCCACCUGAGUGGACAGGUCAGUACUGUGCAGAGGAUGUCAAUGAGUGCCUUAUGCAGCCCAAUGCCUGCCACAACGGAGGCACCUGUUUCAACACCAUCGGGGGGCACACCUGCGUGUGCGUCAACGGCUGGACAGGAGACGACUGCAGCGAGAACAUCGACGACUGUGCCACCGCCGUGUGCUUCAACGGAGCCACCUGCCACGACCGCGUGGCGUCCUUCUUCUGCGAAUGCCCUGUGGGGAAAACCGGUGAGUCCACUGUCUCUCUGUGUCCCAGUUAGGGUUGUGAAAUUCCGGGAACUUUCCCCAAAUUACCUGGUUUUCCUGAAAUCCCCAUCUGGAAAACCAGGGAAGUUUAGGGAAUUUUGCAGUCCUAGUCCCAGUCAGCAGUAUGUUAGUUAUGGUCUUGUUUAUUUACUCAUAGGAGGACAGUGUUACUGACAUGGCUCUGUUUGUCCCUGUGUCCCCUCCCUCAGGUCUGCUGUGUCACCUGGACGACGCUUGCGUCAGCAACCCAUGUAACGAGGGCGCCGUGUGUGACACCAACCCCCUGAACGGGCGCGCCAUCUGCACCUGUCCCGCCGGCUUUGUGGGCGGAGCCUGCAACCAGGACAUGGACGAGUGUUCCAUUGGUAAAAUGGCAUAUUAUUUAGCAUUGCCCUCUGCUUUGUGUUGGUCCUAUCUCACCUGGUCCUGCCCUAUAUGUACUGUGUGUGAGCGGGUGCACUGACCCCUGUUCCCUCUUCCUACAGGUGCCAACCCCUGUGAACACUUUGGGAAGUGUGUAAACACGGAGGGGUCCUUCCAGUGCCAGUGUGGCCGAGGCUACGCCGGCCCCCGCUGUGAGAUCGACAUCAACGAGUGUCUGUCCAUGCCCUGCCAGAACGAUGCCACCUGUCUGGACCGAAUCGGAGAGUUCACCUGCAUCUGCAUGCCAGGUAGGACCACCCUGACCCCGACCACCUGGAGACACCUCACAGCACAGAACUACAGCCAGGGAACGACAGAGAAGUACAGCUAGGGAACUACCGGGAACUACAGCUAGAGAACUACAGCCAGGGAACUACAGAGAAAUGCAGCUAGGGAACUACAGGGAACUACAGCUAGAGAACUACAGCCAGGGAACUACAGAGAAAUGCAGCUAGGGGACUACAGGGAACUACUGCUAGGGAACUUAGCCAGGGAACUGCAGAGAAGUACAUCUAGGGAACUACAGCCAGGGAACUACAGCCAUGGAACUACAGCCAGAGAAGUACAGAGAAGUACAGCUAGGGAACUACAGCCAGGGAACUACAGCCAGAGAACUACAGAUAAGUACAGCUAGGGAACUACAGCCAGGGAACUACAGCCAGAGAACUACAGAGAACUACAGCCAGGGAACUACAGGGAAGUACAGCUAGGGAACUACAGCCAGGGAAUUACAGCCCAGUCCUGUCACAUCUCAUCUCUCACUGCUCUCCCAUCCCUCUUGUUUACUAUAGACCCUCUGAGCCCCAGACACACUGGAGAUGAUGGCUUUACACUUGACUUUCGCAGAGUAGCUGUAGCCAUAGCUCUAACCCUCCACCAACCCUCAGCACUAGAUCUUGUUAUGUAACACGUUCUCACUGCUGCUGCUGGUGGUGGUGGUGGGCUAGAGAGGUGCUCAUAACUUUGACACCGGUGGUCCCAGUAAGACAGCCAGCCAGUGUGUUAGUUAGAACGGUACAGAAUCAAGGCUCCCGACCCUCCUUCACAAACACAUUGAAACUCUCACGCAUGGCACCGUCCUCAGUCCAUGCAUCCUGGCUGGGGGUUUGGUUUGGGGGACUAUGCAAAUUAGGGAUGGGAGUCGUGGUCUAUAGGGCUGGAUGGUGAGAGAGAGAGGGAGAGAGAGAAGCGAGGCGAGGGGGAGGAGUGUGCUGUGAAUAAUAAUGAGCAGUGGAGUGGUGGGAAUGGAGCCGAACAAUAGGGCCUCUCUGUGCUCCACUUUGCACCCCUCAUACACACACAGAGAAGAGAAGGGAGAGAGGCUUUUUCCCAGAGCUUCUACCCUCCCCCUUCCCCUCCACCUCCCCGUUCAUGUUCCACAGACAGCCCCCUUCCUCUCCUCUCUCUCCACCCUCCUCAUCAUCGGCUAGCCUGGUGGAGUUCCAUGUGGAGUGGCCGAUUCUUCCUGAUUCCAUGCUGCCUCUGUCUCUUCAGAGCCGCCGCGGCCCACUCCACACUCAGUUUCACCUCAAUGGAGGGGACACUGCAACACUCUAUAGCACCAUACCACUGAUUAUAGGACAGUUGUCAAUGGGAAAGAUGACCCAGGGACAGGGAGUGGUAAUACUCUGUGGAACCACGGCGGGGUGUGGUGAUCCAGGUCACAGCCUUAGCCCAGGCAGCAGUUCAAUUAGGUGUAUUUGUGAUGGUUUCCCAUCCAGGGAGAAAAAGCUAACGUUCCCCCUGUGGUUUGGGGCUCUGACAAGAGCGGUGUUGAUUGAAAACCUUCUGUGGCCCCCUGAGACUGUGAGAAAACUAUUUCCACUGCUAGAACUCCCCUAGAUAGAUAGGGAAACAUUAUGGUCAUGUCUCCUGGACAUAGAAGGCCCAGAUUAAUCAUUUUAUGAAAAAGUAUGAUCUUUGAUAUUUGUGUUAAUAAUGUAUAUGCAGGGGGGUGUAUUUCUAUAGCAAUUCUGUUGAUUGUCCUGUUUGAAAAUCCAAUAAAUAUAUGUGUUAAAUAUAUAUAUAUAUAUAUAUAUAUGUGUAUUUACUUUCCAGGCUACAUGGGGACCUACUGUGAGGUGGAUGUGGAUGAGUGUGAGAGCAACCCUUGUGUGAACGACGGUAUCUGCCGGGACAUGGUCAAUGGAUUCACAUGCACCUGCCAGCCAGGUAAGAUCCGAUUCAUGUUGAAUCUCUCUAAGCUGUUUAGAUACAGCACAGAACCUCUCCAGCCUUUCAUAAUCAAAAUGUCUAACCUUGUGCCGGUGUUGGUCAGUGUGAACUGAACAGGUGUGAGAUGUGGAGUUAAAUGUCCCUGUGAAUCAGAGUGCUCCUCCUGCUAGUUGUGUCUGAUGGGAGUUUAGAGCAACCAAGCCCAGUCAUAAAAGCCAUGCAGGCCCCAGAGGCAGCCUGCCUAUCCUCUCCACUGAACAAAGACACUAUUGUGACCCCCCACAACCCCUCCCCCUUCCUCUCCCCCUCUAUGGUGGAAUGUGGAAGGGACAGCAGUCCUACUAAUGAGAUUCUUUUUCAGGUUCGCAAUUUACAUCUGGGGCAGACAUCCCCCCUCACCCCCCAUCUAGCUAUUGAGCCUGUGUAGCUGAUGCAGGCAGGGAGGGGGGGUUCCCUGAGAGAGAAAACAAUCCCACUGUCUCUCCCCCUCUAACCUCCUGCCCCAAGCAGCAACACAGACACACAGAGACACACAGACCAGGUCCAUCCUCCUCACACUGUUAAUCACCACUAGGUAUUCCUAAACCAACCGCACCAAUCGACUCCUCCAAGGGCCCCUUCCCAAUUGAUUUCUGUUGCUUUGCCAGCCAAACCUUUUCUCAGACAUGGAAUAGAAGUUAAUUUAAAGCCUACUUUGGUGUUGCCAUCUCACCAAAUUAAGAACAAGCUAUUUCAGACACUGUAGAAGAACGUGUACAAGAUUAAAUGUCUCAGCUAGUUGACCAAGGCAUUAACCAUACUCAGGAUUCUGGUUUGAUAUUUACAUGUUGGGGCAAGAAAUCCAUUUAAAUGGUAGGCAUGUGGGAGAUAAAAUCUUGCUGGGUUAAGCAAUUGGUAGAUGUGUUGGAAGUUGGAACCAUGACUUAGCAGACAUUCCAGAACACAACAUAGUCCAGACAUUCUCAAAUUCACCAGACAUCCCAGAAUGUAUAAUAACAGAACACUGCAGACUGUAGACAUUGCAGAACCUAACCCUCUCCAGAACCAUGUUUAGGUCCUAUUCUCUGGAUCACACUCUGGAUUUCAAGUCCAUGGAUCAAUGACGAUAGACCGUCGUCACCCUGUCCAGACACUUUAGAACCUUCCCAUCCCACUGUCCAGACGUCCCACAUCUAACCUAGCCUGGAGACCUCUGGCCCCUUAAGGAGCGCGGGCUGACCUCACUGUGGACCCAUCUACUGGAGCUUUUCUCUGACCCCUCACCUCUGUAUUUGCCUGUCCCAGGGUUUACUGGCACCAUGUGUCAGAUCGACAUUGAUGAGUGCGCCAGCACGCCCUGCCAGAACGGAGCCAAGUGUUACGACCGGCCCAACGGAUACGAGUGCCGCUGUGCUGAAGGUAAGGAGCAAUAAUAAUGUACAUUUAUUUUUGUCAGUGUGUGUUCUGUGUUGUGUGUGUCAGUGUGUACAUACAUGAGUGCUCCUAGACUGACAAUCACCCCCUACAGCAGGCACAUCUGUCCCCUCACCUCUAAAGGGGUUAUAGAUGGUGAUGGUCUCAUUGAGAGUGAGUGGGAUGGUGGGGUCAGAUGACUCCCUGGUUGUGUGUCUGUUGUGGCCUCAGACUGCUGGUUGGACUCAACCUGGGAGACUGUUGCUGGAGAUGGACUGGGACUGAGGCUGAGGUUGGGUUGAGUCUGGACUGAGGCCGCUAAUCCCCCCUCUUCUCCCCAGCCGGUCCCUCGGACCCCACACAGGGUCACCCAGGGCCAGCAGCUGCUGGGGGGGUGGGGGGUGGUUAGGGCUGGUCAUCACCCCGACAUCUGUUCCUCUGUACCCCACAAUACAUACCCCCACACACCCUAACACACUGCACUGGCCUUAUGGCAUAUCUUAUAGCUCAGCAUUCACAUUCACAUUAGCAUCUAUGUGUAAGAAUGUGAACAGCUCAGCUACAGUUUUUAGCUGGUUUCUUGAGCAAGUGUGUUUGUGUUAGUUUGUCUAGCGUGUGUGUGUGUGUGUGUGUUUGUGUGUGUGUUUGUCGGAGGCUGUGUCUAUGUGUGUGUAUGGGGAGCCUGUUGCAUUGUUUAGUGGUGGCCAGCUGCUUGGUAUUCCCUGUGUCCCCCCACCCCCCCCUCCUCUGUUGUUGAGUGAAGUGGCCCUGUUAGACGUGGUGUGGCCCAUUGUCCCUGGCGGGAACAAAGCCAGGCCUGUGAGCCUUGUCAAGGGCCCUACUCCUUCUACACCGCAAGGACCUGUCCCCUGGCCCACAGCACGACGGGGCCUGCCUAGCACCCGGCACAGCAGCGCUCAGCUCUCUCUGCACCACCACACCACAACGCUCUGCUCUGCUCUGCACACUAACGAACCAACUAACACUGCUCAGUCUCACACACACAACACCGUCGGCAUGGAAACCACGGGGCCCAGAACUCCAAACUGUAGAAGCUUUCAUAGAGAGAGAAAGAGUGGGAAAUAGGGGAGGUAAUAGAAAGGAAUAAAGAGGGAAGUGGAGAAAGGGAAAUGAAAGGGAAAUGGAGAUGGAGAGAAGUGAAUGGGAGAGGGGAAAUGGUAGGAAGGGGUUUGGAUGAGGAGAGGUUGCUGGGUGGCAGGCAGAUUUAAAGAAAAAAAACAGUGUCUAAAAGAUGAAGAGUGUGAUGCAAAGAACCCCCAAGAGGCCUGUUCUAAUUCCUGUUGUCUCUUUCUCCAGGGUACGAGGGCACACUGUGCGAGAGCAACACCAACAACUGCCAGCCCGACCCGUGCCACCACGGCACCUGCGUGGACGGCAUCGCCAGCUACACUUGUAACUGCGAGGCGGGCUACACGGGCUACCGCUGCGAGAACCAGCUGAACGAGUGCCAUAGUAACCCCUGCCAGAACGGGGGCAAGUGUGUAGACCUGGUCAACAAGUACAUCUGCCAGUGUCAACAUGGCACCUCAGGUGAGAGAGCAGUACCAAUAGAGAUUUAUAACACUAAAUAUCUUCAACUUUAUUCUGUUUAUGGACACAUAAUUUCUGCUGGGGUCUCUGUCAUAGUACUGCUGUUUGAUUGGUGUUCUCUCUUGUCCACACAGGUACCAACUGUGAGAUUAACUUUGAUGACUGCGCCAGCAAACCAUGUGACUAUGGCAUCUGCAAGGACGGCAUCAACCGCUACGACUGCGUGUGCAAACCAGGCUUCACCGGCCCUCUGUGCAACAUGGAGAUGGACGAGUGCUCGUCUGGCCCCUGCAGGAAACGGGGGGUACGUGUGUGGACGAGGAGAACGGCUUCCACUGCCAGUGUCCCGAGGGCUUCCAGCCUCCCUACUGCUACUCCCAGGUGGACGAGUGUGGCAGCAACCCCUGUGUGCACGGCGCCUGCAGAGACGACAUCAACGGCUACCGCUGUGACUGUGAGCCCGGCUGGGUGGGGAAGAACUGUGACCUAGACCGUAAUGACUGUCUGCCCAGCCCUUGUCAGAACGCUGGCACCUGCAUCGACCAGCUGAACGGAUUCACCUGCAAGUGUCGCCAGGGCUUCAGAGGUGAGCCUGCUGCCCUAUCCCAAACCCUAUCCCUAACUCUGACUCUAGACACACAGAGGCACUACAGCAGCCUAACAAGCAUACACCAGGCACCCGUGAUGUAUACACUCUCACAGCAUACAAACACAUGGUAGAUAAACACAAUCACUGUUUGAAAAUAAACUUGGAGAUGCAUGUAUACACCAAAACAUUUGAACAUCUACAGACCGUGUAAACUGCUGUACGUUGUUCUCAUGCCAACUGAUGUUUCAGGUAGCUUAGUGGUUAAGAGCGUUGUGCCAGUAACCGAAAGGUCGCUGGUUCUAAUCCCCGAGCCGACUAGGUGAAAAAUCUGUCGAUGUGCCCUUGAGCAAGGCACUUAACCCUAAUUGCUCCUGUAAGUCGCUCUGGAUAAGAGCGUCUGCUAAAUGACCAAUUUAUUUUUAUUUUUUUAUGUUUCACACAACUCAAGAGGCCUUGUUUGGUUUGGAUCCCAUCCAUGAAGGGUCCCAUCUAAUAUACUGGCUCAUAUCGCCCCCUAGUGGAUAUCUAAAAGAACUGCAGAGAGUGACAGCCAGUUAACAUUUACAUUUUUACAUUUUAGUCAUUUAGCAGACGCUCUUAUCCAGAGCGACUUACAGUUAGUGAGUGCAUACAUUUUUCAUACUGGUCCCCCGUUUACUAGUCUUAACUCCAUGUUAAAUUAACUUACUCAAUGACUCUACUCUGUAUCGUAAUCUAACACAUCUCCCUUGUGUCGCUCUCUCCUGCGUUGCCUAGGUAACCUGUGCCAGGUAAACAUCAACGAGUGUUCGUCCAGUCCGUGUCUGAACCAGGGCACGUGUGUGGACGGCGUGGCCAGUUUCACCUGUCUGUGUGAGCUGCCCUACAGCGGGCCCACCUGUGCCGACGUGCUCACCCCCUGCUCCCCCAACCCCUGUGCCAACCAUGCCUUGUGCACCCACACACCUGACUACCUGGGCUACCAGUGCAACUGCCAGCAAGGAUGGCAAGGUCAGCUGUGCAACAUUGACGUGAACGAGUGCAUCGCCAACCCGUGUAAGAACCGUGGUACCUGCACCAACACACAGGGAGGGUUUGUGUGCUCCUGCCGCGGCGGCUUCACCGGGCCCAGCUGUGAGACGGACAUCAACGACUGUGCCCCUAGUGAGUGACCAAUGAGAGACUAGCAACGUUCUAUUACUGUACUUCAUUAUCCAUAGGACCACUGUCUCUGCUGCUGCUGCUGUACAAUACCUGCCUCCAUAUCUGCUACUACUUCCUCCAACUCCAUAUCAUCCUCCUCUCCCUCCAUCCCUAACCCCCCUCUCUCUCUCCGUCUUCCUGCAGACCCGUGUCUGAGUGGGGGUUCCUGUACGGACGGUGUGAACUCGUUCCGCUGCAGCUGUCUGCCAGGCUUCACGGGGCCGCGCUGUGCCGUGGAGGUGAACGAGUGUCAGAGCGCCCCCUGUAAGAACGGAGGCACCUGCACAGACUACGUCAACAGCUACACCUGCACCUGCAGACCUGGCUUCACUGGCAUUAACUGUGAGACAAACAUCCCUGACUGCACUGAAAGGUGAGUCUGAUAGUCCGCUUCAGGGGGAGAGUGGUGUGUGUGUGUGUGUGUGCGUGCACAUGUGCCCUUUGUGACCUUUGAAACAGUGUGUGUUCUGAUGUGUGCAGAAUGGAUCAACAGUGAUAAUAUAACUAUCUUUUACCCUACACCCACAGCUCAUGCUUCAACGGCGGUACCUGUACAGACAAGAUCAACGGCUACUCCUGUACCUGCCGCUCAGGCUUCACAGGCUCCCACUGCCAGUAUGAGGUGAAUGAGUGUGACUCCCAGCCAUGCCUCAACGGAGGGGUCUGCCAGGACGCUCUGGAGUCCUUCCGUUGCUCCUGCCCCAAGGGAUACACAGGCAACCGCUGCCAGGUACACACACACAGCAUUUCUAUUCUAUACUAUUCUAUUCUAUACUAUUCUAUUCUAUAGUAAUCCAGAAAGCAUUAACACAAACACAUGUUCAGAUACUGUGGUGUUAAGCUGGUCCUCUUCUCUGUCUCUCCAGAUGCCAGUGGACUGGUGCAGACGAUCGUCUCCCUGUCAGAACGGAGGGCGCUGUCGUCAGAAGGACGCCUCCUUCUCCUGUGAGUGUCUGGGAGGCUGGUCUGGACGCUACUGUGACAUCCCUGGGGUUUCCUGUGAGGUGGCCGCGCUCAAGAGAGGUACGGACGCAUGCUCUGUUCUUGCUAUUUGUGUGUGUUUACUGUAAGUGUUUAGCACAGCGGUGUCCAACUCAUUUUGCCCCGGGGGCCGCAUUCGGUCUUCAACGAGGUCCAGAGGGUCGUACAAAAAAUGUGUUAUAUUUCCUCGGCAUCAAAAUUAGCAAAGAAUAGUCCUCUAUCCAUAGUUUUGGGAUUUGUUGAUGCUCCCUGACAGUCUAGCUUUCAUUUCGGUGAUUAUUAGCGAGCUGGACACAGUCAAGAAACUGUAUGAAUGUAGGUCCAUUAUCAUUUCUACACAGUUUCGAUUUGGUUUUAGUCAUUUUAAAGUAUAUGUUUAACACCCCUGGUUUAGCGCAUGUAUGCAGUAUGUGUUUAGAUGUAUACCGUGGUAUAACUGUCCCCGGUCUCUUGUCUGCUCCCAGGCCUCCAGACAGACGAGCUGUGUCACCACGGAGGUCACUGUGUCAACACAGGCAACACCCACUACUGUAAGUGUCCAACAGACUACACAGACAGCUACUGUGAGAGCCAGGUGGACCACUGUGAGGACAAACCCUGUCGCAAUGGCGCCACCUGCAGGGCCUACGUGGGAGGAUACCAGUGUGACGUGAGUCGGAUAAGUCAAGUCUGAAUUCUGUAUAAACUGCAGUUAAUGCCUUAAUGUUGUUGUAAUAUAGUUCUAGAUAUGAUGUUAAUGGUAUGUGUCUAUGGGCCUACAGUGUAUGCCAGGCUACACCGGAGAGAACUGUGAGAUGGAGGUCAACGAGUGCCAGUCUCACCCGUGCCAGAACGGUGGCACCUGCAUUGACCUAGUGGGACACUACAUCUGCUCCUGCCCACCUGGCACCUUGGGUAUGUCCUCACCCAUGUCCUCUUCCAUACUCACAACAUGUCCUCUUCCAUACUCACAACAUGUCCUCUUCCAUACUCACAACAUGUCCUCUUCCAUACUCACAACAUGUCCUCUUCCAUACUCACAACAUGUCCUCUUCCAUACUCACAACAUGUCCUCUUCCAUACUCACAAUAUGUCCUCUUCAAGAAGAACGAUUUCCAUAAUAAUCCUGUUUACAUGGACACAACUGAAAUCAGGCUGCUUGAUGGGACUUUGAUGAAUGCAGAAAAUUGCCAAUCAAAAUAAACCAUGUUCUUUUUGGGAAGCUUAUUUGAUAGGGUUCCCUAUCUGAGUUCGGACAUAUAAAGUUUGUAUGUGAAAGCUACUUCGGUUUUUCCAGACUCACUUCACUCGCGCAUAAGGGAGGCUGUGCUGCUGGUGCUGCCUGGCACAUGGCAGAUGAAAUACACUGCUGGAACUCAGAUUAACAUGUCCUAAUAAUUAGAAAGAUUGCUCAGAAAACCAGGUGUUUUAAUCGGCGUAUGCUUACUACCAUUAUAACCUUACGCUGAUUAAGAUAAGCAGAGUAAGGUGUUUACAUGAUUAAUGCCAUACUCUGCCUUCUGCCAUAAUCAGUUUAAUAUUUCAUUAUUAGUGUGCAUGUAAACGUACUCAAUAUUAAUUUCGCCUUUAGGUGUUCUGUGUGAGAUCAACGAGGAUGACUGUGCUCCUCCUCUGAGGCUGCGCGGGACUUCUCCUAAGUGUCUGAACAACGGUACCUGUGUGGACAGGGUGGGGGGCUACCGCUGUAACUGUCCUCCUGGCUUCACUGGAGAGAGGUGUGAGGGGGACAUCAACGAGUGUCACUCCAACCCCUGCAGCCCCACCAACAGUCUGGACUGCAUCCAGCUCCCCAAUGACUACCAGUGUGUCUGCAAGCCCGGCUUCACAGGUAAGGAGGGUGUGUGUGUAUAGUCGUAUUGUUGUGUAUAUAAAUGUGUGUGUUUGUAUCUGUUUGCACCAGACUAACGUGUGUGUGUGUGUUAUUGUGUGCAGGUCGUCGGUGCCAGAGCAGGUUCAGUGUGUGUGAGUCUCAGCCCUGUCAGAACGGAGGGGCCUGUUCUGUCUCCAGCAGCUCAGCCCUUGGAUACGCCUGUACCUGUCAGCUGGUAAGGAUCAACAUGUCACUGUCGCACACUUUUAUCUAGUGUCUAGUCCACCUGUGGAAACAGCUGAUAUUUCUAUAACCAUCUCCAUCUCCCUCACCUUCCCUGCUCACAUAGCAUAACCUAGAAACACAUGUCAAAGACCCCUGGAUUUAUUACAAUGCUAACAUCCAUGUCUCAUGUAUUGUAGUUGACCACAUGUCUGUUUCUUACCCACACUGACUCUAUAUGUGAAUGUUCUCCCUCCUCAGGGCUAUGCUGGGAACAACUGUGAGAGGAGCAUGUCGUGCCAGGAGUUGUCUUGCUAUAAUGGAGGUAGCUGUGCUCUGACCACGCGGGGCGCCCGCUGUACCUGCCUGACUGGCUACGCCGGGCCCCAGUGCCAGCACCGUAGUAACGAGGGCUGCUCCUCCCAGCCGUGCCGCAACGGAGGCCUCUGCACCGAGGAGACCAGCUUCCCCUUCUUCCACUGCCAGUGUGUCCAAGGCUGGACGGGCAAGCGCUGCGAGCAGGGCAGCACUAGGCUGGCAGAGCCCCCUCCGCCGCCCACCUGCCCCCUGCCCGACUGCCACGGCAAGGCCAAUGACGGUGUCUGCGACAAGGAGUGCAACACAUUCCUCUGCCGCUGGGACGGGGCCGACUGCUCGCUGGCGGUGAACCCGUGGGCGCGCUGCACCGACCCGCGCUGCUGGCGUGUCUUCAACAACAGCCAGUGUGACGAGGCGUGCAACAACGCUGACUGCCUCUACGACAACUUUGAUUGCAAGAACAAGGAGAAAAUCUGCAAGUAAGUACUCCACCUCCAUCAUUCUGUUCUGGACUCUCAUUCCUUCACCUGACCCUCUACUAUAUGUAACCCUCUAAGCUGAUCUCUCUAACUCUCUCUGUCGCCACCAGUCCCAUCUACAAGACGUACUGUAUCGACCACUACGCUGACGGUCGCUGUGACCAGGGCUGUAACUCAGAGGAGUGUGGCUGGGACGGUCUGGACUGUGCAAGGAACGUUCCAGAGGACCUGGCUGAAGGGGUGCUGGUCCUGGUGGUCCUGCUACCCCCGGAGGAGCUAGUACGUACGGGCACCCGCCUUCCUGCAGAAGCUCAGCGCCAUCCUGAGAACCACCCUUCGCUUCCGCCUGGACCAAAACGGAGAGGCCAUGAUCCGGCCCUACAUCCGGAGAGAGGCGCGCCUCAAACGAGAGCUGCAGCCCCACCAGGAGGUCAUUGGGUCCAUAGUGUACCUGGAGAUAGACAACCGUAUGUGUUCCCAGAGCUCUGAUGACUGUUUCCCGUCGGCAAACAGUGCAGCAGACUACCUGGGAGCCCUGUCAGCCGUGGAGAGGCUCAGAUUCCCAUACCCUAUCAAAGAAGUCCGCGGUGAGUAGAAACACACAGACACUAUACCAGGAUACAGCAUCUAAAGAUAACAUGAGAUAACAUUAAAAACAUUGAUAUAUAUGUCAUUUCUUCAUCAAAUACUGUAACCACUGCUCAUAUACUAAAGUCCUUGUUAUAACAUGUAGGUGAGAACUUCCCAGAAAUUAUAGACAUGCCAGAGUGGGGCAAACUGAUGCUGGUGGGCGUGGCAGCCCUGUUCCUAUUGGUCAUCCUGGUGUUGGGCGUGCUGAUCGCCCGCAGGAAGAGAGAACACAGCACCCUGUGGUUCCCUGAGGGUUUUUCCCCAAGAAGGAACCCAGCAGCAACAAGAACCGCAGGGAACCCU
Molecule: messenger RNA, 13941 nt
Organism: Coregonus sp. 'balchen'
Lineage: Eukaryota; Metazoa; Chordata; Actinopteri; Salmoniformes; Salmonidae
Source: the annotation of a GenBank genome assembly